CUUGAGAUCAGAGGCAGCAGCCGAGAUGGUUUCUCCAGACCCUGGAAGCUCCCCAGCAGAUUUUCGCCCUUCGGAGAAACCCUUCCGUUGCACCCGAGGAAAACGUCGGGCAAUUCAGGAGACAGCCUUCGCGGGUGAUAUUCGCGUAGGAUUUUAACCGCCUUUGCUUGUUGCUGCUGCUGCCCGAAGAGCAGCCCGGAGCCUCCCCGAUGCAGGCGCGGCGGGGAUGGUCUUCCCCUCGGUCCUCCAGUUGCGUGUCUGCUCUAAAUGCCUGCAGGACAGAAAACUCCUGAAUCUUGCCAUGGGAUCCCUGUGCGUGCGGAGAGGAGGCCUCCUUUAAGAUGGGGAAUAAGCAGACGAUAUUUACAGAUGAACAGCUGGAUGCCUACCAGGAUUGCACUUUCUUCACACGAAAGGAAAUCCUUCGGUUGCACGGCCGCUACCAUGAACUGGCACCAAACAUGGUACCUAUGGACUAUACGAAGAAUCCAGAUGUUAAACUGCCUAUGCAGCUUAUAGUGAACAUGCCAGAGCUAAAGGAGAACCCCUUCCGGGAGAGGAUUGUCCACUCCUUUUCUGACGAUGACGAGGGGAGCCUCAGCUUCAAUGACUUUGUUGACAUGUUCUCUGUACUCAGCGAAACGGCCCCUCGAGAGCUAAAAGCAAUCUACGCCUUCAAGGUCUAUGAUUUUAACACAGACAACUUCAUUUGUAAAUCUGAUCUGGAACAAACCCUCAACAAUUUAACGAAAGAAGAGCUCACAGAGGAAGAGGUGAGCCUGGUCUGUGAAAAAGUAAUCGACGAAGCUGAUAUGGACGGUGAUGGCAAGCUCGGAUUUUCUGAUUUUGAAAACAUGAUUUCCAAAGCACCUGAUUUCCUCAGCACCUUCCAUAUACGAAUCUGAAAAUGUUGGGCUGAGCUGCUGGGAAUAAUUUGACGCCUAUCCUGCCUCUCCAAAUCUCAAGCACUGUGUGUGUUUGCAGGCCUACAUGUCCGCCUCCUCCUCUGAAUUCUGUAACAGAGGAGUGAACAAAUCACAAGUAUCACAGUAACGAAGAGAAGAAGCUGUUUCUCUGGAAUGAACCUGUGGAGACAUUUGGCUCCCCCCACCUUCACCGUUGGCCAGUGAUGUGGCAGGCAGAUGAAAAGUUGUGGGAUGGCCACAUUGUUUUGACCAGACCAGAUGCUGCUCAGUGUGUCUCCCUGUGAUUUUUAUAUUUGUAAAGAUUUGAUAUUG
Messenger RNA from Zootoca vivipara (common lizard), 1238 nucleotides. It is a transcript of the gene CIB2, whose product is annotated as calcium and integrin binding family member 2. The record is from RefSeq and is a predicted model, not a curated record. Gene Ontology annotation, cellular component: cell periphery; stereocilium; cytoplasm. Lineage: Eukaryota; Metazoa; Chordata; Lepidosauria; Squamata; Lacertidae. Gene Ontology annotation, molecular function: magnesium ion binding; calcium ion binding. Gene Ontology annotation, biological process: calcium ion homeostasis.